AUGACCAAAGCCACAUGUGUACCGGUCCAUAGGGACGAUAUCGUCAAGGUACUCCGCGAAAUUAUAAAGCCAGAUAAUCUUGAAAGCAGUAAUCUGUUAUCAAUUCGUGAAGAGCUUAGUAAGCGAUUUCGGAAACCAGCAUCAUAUUUCGACGGACAAAAAGAAGAGGUCAACGAACUGAUCGUUGAGGUACUAAAGAAGAUGCAUCACGAAGGUAAAUUGGCCGUGUCGGUCAAAUCGAAUGGAGUAAAAAGUACAGUAAAGGGAGAAUCGGAAGAAAAGACAAUUACAUCGAAAAGGACAUCUACUGGAGAUGCCUUGUCGGAACCGCCGAAUACAAAUUCAGAGUCUGCUGGAGAAUUUGAAAAGUCACCCAAGAGACGUAAACAAACACAAGAGGCCCUAGAAGAUAACAGGGAACACUUCCAGGAGGAUGAGGAGGUCGUAUCCGAGGAGGGUGAUGAUCUAUAUGAGGAGGAAACGGGAUUUGUCGUUGGACAGGACGAUCUAGAGCGGGAAGCUGCGGGGUUCGCUAAAUUAGGAAUUAAUGUAGAUGAAUAUGACGAUUCGCUUCUAGAUGAUGAAGAAUAUAUCGAUGACCCAAGAGCACGCAGAGCUGCGGAGAGGCGGAUCAGAUACGAGGAACGCCAAAGACAAGCAGAGGGUAAAGGACACCAACAACUGUGGCGGAAAAUACUUAAAUACGAUGAAGAAAAUGCUGAAGAUGUUAUAUUUGAACGUAUCGUACAGCGUGUGGAAAGCAGAAGAAAACAACUGCAUAGAGGUGAUGCAGAUGCACCUGAUUUUACAAUGAUAGAGGGAGCUAAGGCUGUGUUACAAGCAGAUCCGUCUGUCAGCCGUUUUGAUGAAAAGUUCCAACAAGCAAUCGAUACUCUCUUCAGAUAUUUCAUACACAGGUUCAAGUUGAACGAAAAGGAUACCAAGUACUAUUACAUGGAACUUAUAGACAAAAUGAUACAAGAUGAUUCAAGUAUACUCAAAGUAUCGGUACCACACCUCAUGGCGUUCCACUGUGAAAACAUCAUACCGUGGCUAGAGUUUAACCCAAUCGGUGUGUUGCCCGUACUCAACGAUUGUGUCAAUGUUGAAGCACACAGGGAACGAACUAGGUUAUACCGUACCAGAUAUUGCAAGGUAGCACUGCUUGAAUGGCCUUUCUCAACACAAUUAUGCCAUCUCAGAAGCAGAGAACUUAACACACUGGUGAAACUUAGCGGUAUAGUUGUACGCCGUGGACUAGUGCUGCCAAAACUGAGAGUCUUAUACCUUAAGUGCAGCCUGUGUGACUCGGGAUCAGAUUUACCAAUAUACUUCACCGAUCGAGAGAAACCGUUCCACCCUCAAAAGUGCUUAUUCUGUGGGUCAGCAGCGUUUUCCGUUGACAGGAUCAACACAGUUUACGAUGAUUAUCAGAAGGUUACUAUCCAGGAACCACCGCAAUCGGUACUUGCUGGAAGAACGCCAAGACAAAGAACAGUUAUACUCUCAGGAGACCUGGUUGACACAUGCCGACCUGGAGACCUCAUACAGAUACUUGCUAUAUACAAGAGCAGAUAUGAUGUAGCAUUGAAUAUCAAACAUAACUUCCCAGUACUCAAGACGGAACUUGAAGCUGUUGCGGUAGAAGUAGAAACGAACCAAAGCAUCCAAGAGGAUCUCACAGAAGAAGACAUACAACAUAUCAAAAAACUGGCAAAAGAUCCAUGCAUACGUGAAAGACUUAUAGCAUCGGUAGCACCUGCUAUAUUUGGACAGAAAGCCGCAAAAACUGCCAUAUGUUGUGCUCUUUUCGGAGGUGUUGGAAAGGGAACAGGGGCUAACAGGAACGAGCCUGGUUCAAACACCACUAGCUUAUUGUCAGCUAAUCCUACCUCUUCGCACAGGAUUAGGGGAGAUAUCAACGUUCUUUUAGUGGGAGACCCUGGGCUUGGAAAGUCACAGUUUCUCACCUAUGUACAUAAAACGGCUCCAAGAAGUGUACUCACUACAGGAAAAGGUGCUUCAGCGGUUGGUCUUACAGCAGGGCUUAGACGUGACCCUACCACUGGAGAGUGGGCGCUUGAAGGAGGAGCGUUGGUGCUCGCCGAUCUAGGUAUUUGUUGCAUUGAUGAGUUUGACAAAAUGUCAAACAAAGAUCGUGUCUCCAUCCACGAGGCUAUGGAACAACAAUCGAUCUCCAUUUCUAAGGCUGGUAUUGUAACAUCACUCAAAGCAAGAUGUUCAGUGAUUGCAGCAGCAAAUCCUAUAUUUGGACGAUAUGAGCCGUCACUAACAUUUAAAGAGAACGUUGAUUUCUCAGAUCCUAUAUUGAGUCGAUUCGACUUGAUCAUCGUCAUGAAGGAUGUACCAAACACACAUGAAGACCUGCUUCUUGGAGAGUACGUCAUCACAAAUCAUCAGCUGAUGCAUCCAAGAAUUGAAAACGUAGCAAACUAUCAGCAGGUUGUGCAGACACUCAAGAAUAAAAUCAGCUCAUCAUCGGCAUGUGAACCACUUACGCAAAAGGAAUUUGCAAACUAUCUCAGAUAUGCAAAGGCAAACUGUAGGGUAAACUUGCAGGGUUCUAUAGCUCCAUCAGGCAGAAGACGCUAUGGCGGUGGUUACCCAUUAACGCUUCGUCAUAUCGAAUCUGUGAUUCGUAUUUCUGAAGCAAAUGCCAAAAUGAGAUUAUCAAGCCAAUUGAAUUCAAGCGAUGUAGAUCUCGCUAUCGCCACGCUACUGGAGUCGUACAUCUCAUCUCAGCGCCAUUCUGUGGCCUGUAAACUUGCAAGGGAAUAUUCUCGUUACCGCAUGUUGUUUGACGGAGAUGACCAUGUGCUUGUUCAGAUACUGCGCAACACUAUACAGGCACAGAUAGAAAGGAACAUGCGACGUCGUGGUGCUAUGAGCUUGCACCGUAAGGACGACGAUAUGAGCCUAGACAACAACGAUUUGGAUGACCCUGAGGCUGCUUCUGUAGAUAUAUCGCUCUUUAUACAGGUGGCAAAGGGGUUCAAGUUCGACCCAGACCGUGUGACACGUUGGUUACACUCAACAUCCUUCAACGACUCCUUCAAUAUCGUCACUCGCGAUGGAAGGGAGACAAUCGUUGUAAAAUCGUUGUAG
This is a messenger RNA of Babesia sp. Xinjiang, 3126 nucleotides long. RefSeq names its product DNA replication licensing factor MCM2. NCBI's taxonomy places the organism in Eukaryota, Apicomplexa, Aconoidasida, Piroplasmida, Babesiidae. Gene Ontology annotation, molecular function: single-stranded DNA binding; ATP hydrolysis activity; ATP binding. Gene Ontology annotation, biological process: mitotic DNA replication initiation; DNA replication; double-strand break repair via break-induced replication. The record is from RefSeq and is a predicted model, not a curated record. The transcript is spliced from 4 exons. Gene Ontology annotation, cellular component: nucleus; MCM complex. The coding region runs from base 1 to 3126 and encodes 1041 amino acids.